GAAAGACGACAGACGAGUGUGUGCGUUAUCAGUAGCAAGUGACUUGCUGAACAGAAGCGAGGCCAACAAAUCGAGUGUUCGAGGUGGUAGGGACACAUCGGUGUAGAAGAGGUCACAGGUUACAGUUGUGACCUGCCGUCACUGAGGACACGUCUACACAAAGCUAUCAAGCUGGUAGUCUGCUGUAGUCGGCAGUUUGCAGUCGUUGUGCUCGCCAUAUCGUCUGUACCGUGGACAUCGGUCUGUUCGUCUGCUUUGUGAUUCUUAACAUUCUUUGGCUGAAACUUGAAGACCAUCUCAUCCACACAUGGCGGUCAAAGGGAAGAAGUGGAUCCUUGCAAAACUGUUUGAGGAAGAACCCAAACUGUCGGACUUUCAAAUUGUGGAGGAAGAAAUUUCUACUGAUUUGAAGGAAGGAGAGGUUCUGGUGGAGGCGUUGUACCUGACAGUUGACCCUUACAUGAGAGGGAGACCUUACAAAGUCGGUGACACUUUGAUCGGCGAACAGGUGGGAAGAAUAAAAGAGAGCAAAAAUCCCAGCUACCCGAAAGGUACCCUGGUGUUGGCCUACACGGGAUGGCGUACUCUCACCCUUGUGUCAAAUCCUGACGAAAAAGCUGUUUUCGGGACGUUGGUCAAGCGACUUCCGGAUUUUGGUGACCUGCCUCCGUCUUUGGGAAUCGGUUGCUUGGGAAUGCCUGGGCUGACGGCCUAUUUCGGACUGCUGGUGCAAGGGGAGGUGAAGGCGGAGGAUACGGUGCUGGUCAACGCAGCAGCUGGAGCUGUGGGCAGCGUCGUGGGACAGAUCGCCAAGAUCAAAGGCUGCAAAGUGAUUGGCUCAGCUGGAAGCGACGAUAAAUGUGAUUGGUUGAAAGAGAUUGGCUUUGAUCAUGUGUUCAACUAUAAGAAGAGAUCAGUCGACGAUGCACUGAAGGAAUUCGCCCCAGAGGGAGUGGACUUGUAUUUUGACAACGUGGGUGGAGACUUUUCUUAUGAUGUCAUGAAAAGUCACAUGAAGUUUGCCGGGCGCAUUGUGAUAUGUGGCGCCAUCUCGAUCUACAACGACGCACAAUUGUUGACAGAGCGAAGCACCGCCAUGUUCACCAUCUACAAGCAGUUAACCAUCCGGGGGGUCAUCGUCGGUGCUUUCGUCGACCGCUUCCCCGAAGCCCUGACCAAGAUGUUGCAGUGGGUGAGGGAGGGCAAGCUGAAAUACAAAGAGUCCAUCACUGAAGGCUUUGACAACAUGCCCAGCGCCUUCAUCUCGCUGUUCAGGGGCGGUAACACCGGCAAGGCUGUGGUCAAAGUUUGAGAACAGAGCGACUCUACCUUCGAAUUAUGUUUUAUUGUGACUCUUUGCUGAUUUUGUACCUUUAAAAACUGAAACAAGUAUGGUGCAAAGUGUGAAAAGAUUCCGUACACAGGAGUUAGUGUCAGCGAAAGUACCCGUAUGUAUCGUGAGUGGACCGACAGUGUAGAGAGACUGUUGUCAGCACCACAGGUGUUUCCUACACCGGGCUAUAGGCUUAAUUGUCGUAGGGAAAGGUUCACAGCUAGGGUGAAAUUCCUCCUGUCAUCCUGGCUUGGAUGCCCUGGCAUGCUUGUCAUCAGUGUUGAUGAGUGUGCUUUUGUUAUGAGCGGAAUAAAAGUUAAAGUUUCA
Pomacea canaliculata is the source of this 1660-nucleotide messenger RNA. Its product is annotated as prostaglandin reductase 1-like. The record is from RefSeq and is a predicted model, not a curated record. Gene Ontology annotation, molecular function: 2-alkenal reductase [NAD(P)H] activity; 15-oxoprostaglandin 13-reductase [NAD(P)+] activity. The coding region runs from base 308 to 1312 and encodes 334 amino acids. Gene Ontology annotation, biological process: prostaglandin metabolic process. Gene Ontology annotation, cellular component: cytoplasm. NCBI's taxonomy places the organism in Eukaryota, Metazoa, Mollusca, Gastropoda, Architaenioglossa, Ampullariidae. The transcript has 9 exons.